AUGUGCAUCCCGGAUCGGCUGUGGUACUUCGUGGCAACCUUGAUCGCAUGGGCAUAUUUCGCGGAAGAGAGCAGGGACUCCCCUGUGCUGCGCCGACCCUCCUGGGCGCCGGUGUGGCUCCUGCGUGCAGCGCGGAAGUGGUGUCGGCUUUUCAUCUUCUGCAUGACGGUCCUGGGCAUGCUCCUUGCGACAGACCUGGUAGAGGUCUUUUGGCUCCGAGCAGCAUACGGCAUCUUCGUACUCCUCGCAGACUUCGUGGCUUUCGCGGCUUAUGGCGGUCACACGGGCUUUAUCUUCCUUUACACAGCUCUCGCCAUGCUUUUGCCCGCUGGCAGUGCGCGUGCAGGGGUCCUGCGGCUCAUUGUGGCACACCAGCUGGGCUCCCCGGCCCUCAACAAACUGCGGAUUGGUGGCUGGAAGUGGUUGGAUCCUAGCACUCUGGAGUCGCACAUACGCUUUGCCCGCGAUCAGGAGCUGCCCUUCAAACCGCACCGUGUCGUGGAGCCGCCAUGGAUGAGGCAGCAUUGGAUGAUGGACUUGUGCCUUCGUCACCCAUUGCUGUUGGCUCUACUGCAUUGGGCAGGCCUGGCCAUGCAGUUCCUCGUGGUGCUCGCUUGCUUGUCUGGCGGCCAAGUGGCCCUUUAUUUAGCCUGCGCUGCGGCUUGUGGCUUUCAUGUGUUCGCGGCUCCUCUGUUGGGCGUUGUUUUCCCCUUCUCCAUCCCCUGCUACAUGCUGGCCCUCCUCCCCAGCUCCGCACAUGAUGUUGCUUGCCUGUGGAGCCUCCCGGCUCUCCUGACGGCCCUGCUCCUGGGCGGUACCACCGUCUUGGCCACCGAGGAUUGGCCACUGAACGGGCUAGCGCUUUUCCCGACUAAGACGCAAAAACUGUUCACCUGCGGAGAAGAAGCAAGGUAUAAUGCGGAGCAGAUGCAGAUUCUGGAGUCCAUCUUUGGCCGGUAUUUGCUGGCACACUCCGAGGGGGAGCCGCGGGCAUCUGGAAUCUGCCUUACGGAGCCUGGAUCGGACAUAGAAGUUCGUAGAAGCUCUUGGAUCUUUGUUUCAGAGGUGAAGCCUAAGGAUCCAAAAGCAUGUGAGUUUUCGAGAGGACGCCCAAGAGCCAAGGAGCUUUGUGUCAGCAUAUGCCCUGCAAAUCUUUAUCCGAGUCACCUCAAAGCGCUUGGAGGUGCCUCUUUCUCUUCUGCAGAGUCAUUGCUAGGCGAUCAAAGCGAUCAAAUUGCAGCCAAGCUGUGCGCAUGGCUUCGCCGCAGUCGUCGCUUCAUCGAUGAGCGGGCAGACGGCCAGCCAGGCCGUUGUUUUGAUGAUGUGGUGGUCGCAUCGACUUCAGACCAGGGACGUACUCCCAGCAGCCCUGAACAGCGGCUGUAA
Molecule: messenger RNA, 1386 nt
Organism: Symbiodinium sp. CCMP2456
Lineage: Eukaryota; Dinophyceae; Suessiales; Symbiodiniaceae
Source: the annotation of a GenBank genome assembly